Auanema sp. JU1783 is the source of this 288-nucleotide messenger RNA. The record is from the annotation of a GenBank genome assembly. NCBI's taxonomy places the organism in Eukaryota, Metazoa, Nematoda, Chromadorea, Rhabditida, Rhabditidae.
AUGCUAGGAGUAGCCUAUUCAGAGGAUGGACUAAGGACUGUUGGAGCCGGUGGCACAAACGUCGGGAAUAUUCCUUACCAAACCACUACUGAUGAAAUUGGAAACUUUUUCAGCCAAGCAGGACAAGUUGUUAACGUAAGAAUUAUAUACGAUCGUGAUAGUGGACGGUCUAAAGGUUUCGGAUUCUGUGAGUUUGCUGAUGAAGCUGGAGCUCAAAAUGCUGUCGAUCGUCUGAACGGACAAGAUUUCAAUGGACGUUGCAUCCGCGUUAACUGGGCCAACAAAUAA